This is a messenger RNA of Plasmodium adleri (nom. inval.), 4062 nucleotides long. RefSeq names its product RNA helicase, putative. Lineage: Eukaryota; Apicomplexa; Aconoidasida; Haemosporida; Plasmodiidae. The coding region runs from base 1 to 4062 and encodes 1353 amino acids. The record is from RefSeq and is a predicted model, not a curated record. Gene Ontology annotation, molecular function: nucleic acid binding; ATP binding. The transcript has a single exon.
AUGAGUAAUGCACCUGUUGGCUUCAUUUCCUUAAAUAAAAUAUUUAGAAAGAAUGAAGAAGAAAAAAAACUUGUAGACAAUAAUCAGGAUCAUUCGAACCUGUUGAAUACAUCUAUUUAUAAUAAGAAUGAAGAGAAAAAAACAUUUGAAGAACUGAACGUAGAAUCAGAAAUAGUGCGUGCUCUAAAAAAAAUAAAUAUUUUUUAUCCUUCUAAGAUACAAUAUAUGAUUAUGAAAAGAUUAAUAUGUAAUGAUAAAUAUAAAAAUAAAAAAAAAGAAAAAGAAAAAGAAAAAAAAAAUUGUAUUAUUCAAUCAAAGAAUGGAACUGGUAAGAGUAUGUCAAUUUGUAUAUUUAUUGUUCAUCAGAUAUUUUAUAAAAUGAAGAAGAAAAAAGAUAUUCAUCAAAAUAAAAUAAAUAAAGAAGAUGAAAUUAAUAGAAUAGAUGAUUCAAAAUGUAUAUCAGAUCAUAUAUCUGAAUCUUUUUCAUCUCAAGACAAUAUGUUUUUGGGUUCUUUAUUUUUUUAUGGUUUAAUAUUAGAACCAACAAGAGAAUUAUGUCAACAGAUUUUUGAAAACAUUCAAAAAAUUACUAACAUAUUAAAAGAUGACAACUGUAAUGAGGUAUAUGAUAAUAUAAAUAGAUUGGAUGUUUAUAAACCUAUCAAUAUAAAUAUAUAUGAUAAAAAAUAUGUUAAUUGUUAUAAAAUAGAAUCUUUAAUAUUAUAUGGAGGGACAGAUAUUUUUGAGAAUAUAAAAAAAAUAUUUACUAAUUUUCCUCAUAUUAUUAUAUCAACACCUGGACGUUUAAAACAUGUUUUAAAUAUUUUAAAUAAGAUUAAAAUAGAAAUAAAUGAAAAAGAGAAAAUAAAAAAUAAAGAUAUACUUCCUUUAUCAUAUAUAACUCUAAUUGAUAUAAUUAAUAUGUCUUUAAAUUAUUUUAUUCUUGAUGAAAUAGAUGCUUUGUUAGAUGAACAAUUUGAUAAUCAACUCAAAAUUAUUUAUAAUUAUAUUGUGAAUCCAAAAAUACAAAUUUUAUGUUAUAGUUCUACGUUUCAAGAAGCAAGUAUUAAUAACUUUAUAAAAAAAAUUAUAGAAUGUGAUGAGAAAUAUGUAUCACGUAUACAUCGAUCUUAUAUGAGUAGCAUGGAUCAGACAAAACAUAAAGAGGGCAGUAGUAAUUUUUUAAAAUUAAAUGUAGAUAUGAGAAAAGAAGAUCACUCAUUGGAUGUCAAACUGGUAGACGGGUUGUUAAGUGAUGCAAAUGAUAUGAACAGAGAUAUUAUUAAUACAAAUGAUAUGAACAGAUAUAAUAUUAAUACAAAUGAUAUGAACAGAUAUAAUAUUAAUACAAAUGAUAUGAACAGAUAUAAUAUUAAUACAAAUGAUAUGAACAGAUAUAAUAUUAAUACAAAUGAUAUGAAUAGAGAUAUUAUUAAUACAAAUAAUAGUGAUACAAAUAAUAUUAAUAAAAAUAAUAGUGAUACACAUUUUAUUACUUCACCUGACCAUCACUAUCAUGAUGAACAAAAUAAUCAUGUCAAAAUAAAAAAGAAAAAAAUUAAUAAAAGGAAAAAAAAAAAAAAAAAAAAAAAAAAAUUCAAAUAUAAUAAUAAAACACCAUCCAAACUAAUAAAUGAAUUACAAAAAAUAAUAUACGAUGAAAAUAUUUUAUGUAAAGAGUUUAUGUGUGAAUAUAUUUUAAAAAAGAUGAUAAAAAGAAAAGAAAAAAUGAAAUAUCAGAUGAAUAGUAAAAGAAACUUUGAGUAUAUACAAACGUGUACAUCACUGAUAAUUCAUUCGGAAGAUAAAAAUAUAAAAAUGAAUAACAUCAACAAUAAUAAUAAUAAUAGUGAUAAUAAUAAUAAUAAUAUUAAUAGUGAUGAUAAUAAUAAUAAUAGUGAUAAUUAUUAUUGUAGUAAUGUUAUUCCAUCUAAUAGUUUAUCUCCUUUUUAUUAUUACCGUUCAGAUGAAGAGAACCAUUCGAAGUCUCAUUUAAAGGGAGUUUUAGAUUCACCAGUUUUAUCAAACAUUGAACAUUGUUUUAUAACCAUAAAUAAUGAGAAUUUAAAUAAAAAGGAAGAACUUAAAUAUAAAAUGAAAGUAGUAUAUAAAAUAAUAAAUGAAAUAAAAUAUAAUCAAUGUUUUCUAUUUAUUAAUAAUACAUAUGAAGGUAUCCAAGUUAUAAAAAUGUUAAAAAAAAUGAAUAUCUCUUCAUAUUAUACUAGUUCAAAAAUAGAACAUAAAGAAAGAAUAGAAUUAUUUAAAAGUUUACAAGAAAAUAAAGUUAAAAUUGUUGUAUGUACUGAUAUUAUGAGUAGAGGAAUAGAUAAUAUUGUUUGUGAUUUAGUUAUUAAUUUUGAUAUACCUAGAAGUAAAGAAACUUAUGUGCAUAGGUCAGGUAGAUGUGGACGAUUUGGAAAUAAAGGUAUGUGUAUUAGUUUAUGUAAUUACACAGAUUAUAAUUAUUUAUAUUAUUUUAAAUUUCAAUUAAAAUUAAAUGUUUAUGAUUUUUCUUAUAUUUCUAAAUAUAAUCAUAAAAUACAACAUUCUUCUUCAGAUGUAUAUAUAAAUCAUAUUAAAAAAAAUGAACAAUCUAACCAACAAAAUAUUCACAAAUAUUUAUUAUAUAGUCAAAGUAAUAAUCAUGAAAAUUAUGAUCAAUGUGAUUCAUCUCAAAAUAUUUUAAACGUUCAACAAAUAAACAAAAACAUCAACAACAACAACAACAAUAAUAAUAAUAAUAAUAAUAACAAUAAUAAUAACAACUAUUACUACAAUAAUAAUAAUAUAUUCAAAUUUUGUGAUUUAGAAUCUUUGAGAAGAAAAUAUGAAAACAACAUUAGAUAUAAUAAUUACCAAGAAAAUGGGAACACAAAAAAAAAAAAAAAAAUUCUAAUAAUUAAUAUAAAAGGUUUUUAUUCCACAAAUAUACAUAUCAUUCCAAAUUUAUAUAAUAAUAUAUUCAAUAAUAAUGUUUAUUUAAAAAUAUAUUUUAAAAAAUUAUUUAUAAAAUUUAAAAUUACACAACAGAAUCAUACAUCUUCUUAUAUUUUUAAAAUACCUAUUGAUAAUAAAAAUAUAUUUAAAAAUAUUAAUAUUAUUCAAAAUAAGUCAAAUUUAAUUUUGUUCUUUCAUUUUUUUCAAAAUAUAAAUAUAUGUUGUAAUUAUUAUGAUGAUAAAACAAAAGAUGAAUAUAGCAACAAUAAUAAUAAUAAUAUUAAUAAUAAUAAUAAUAAUUAUAAUUAUAAUUAUAUUUAUGUAUGUAACAAUACACAUUUCAAAAGAAAGAAAAAAAAACUUAUCAUAAACAAAAACCUUUUUGUAACUAAUUUUUGUAUGCUCUUUUUUUGUAACUCAAAUUAUUAUAUAACAUUAAAAUUAUAUUAUAUAUUUCUUUUUUUAUUUAAAUAUUAUAAAUAUCCACUCAAAAAAAAUUUUUAUCAUCUAUUAAUAUAUAAUAAGUAUUAUAACAACAAUAAUAAAGAAACACAUUGUCUUGAUGAAAAAAUAAAUCACAAUUUAUUUUCGUUUACAAAAUUUGAACCCGUAACCUAUAAUCUAGAAAAUGACAAAUGUAUAAUAUCUGAUUCGUAUGUAUAUUAUAAGAGCAAAAAAAAAAACACACACACAUUAAAUAAUAAUCUAUAUAAUCUAAUUGAUGAUGAAAAAAUAUAUGAACAAGCAAAUCACAAAACAUAUAUUAAUAAACAUGAUAUGUUCUUUAAUCACAAUAAUUAUUUGUCAAAUUCAAUAUCAUAUCAUGACAAUCUUGAUUUUAAUAUAGUAAAACAUAAUAAUAAGCAAAAUAUGAAUAUUAACUCUAUAUCUCUUGAACAAGCUAUGAUUUCUCUUAAUAUGGAUAUACUAGAAAAACAUAUGUUUAUAAAAUUCUGUAAUGAAUCCAAUCAUAUUAAAUGUAUAAACGAUGAAACCAAAAUUAUCAAACAGAUCAAUCAAUAUAUAUAUGAUCAGAUUUUUCUUAAUUUAAAUGAUUAUCAAAAUGUAAAUUUAUUGAAAUGUCUUUUUUUACAAAAUCAUGUAAAAUUGUAUGAAGAAAGUUGA